AUGGAGGGCCACGCACUGAUCGCUGUGCGACACUCGCUAUACAGGUCAUUUAGAUCUUCGUCACUUUCACACAUUAGGAAUUCGCUCGCGCAGAACAUUAGACGCCACCGCCGCACUCUACCUCCGCGGCGCCUUUCUCAUCGCAAUGCCAACCUAGAUUCGGGCCGCGCAGGCGCUUCACAAGCCUACCCACUCUCUGGGUACUACUCCGAUAUUCUUUCUGCUCGUUCUUCGCACAGCGGCCAAGCUACCACCUCCCCUUCCGCGCCGGAGCAGAAGUCAGAAACGCCGCCUGCCGACACAAAGGAAUUGCCGCAGUCUCCGGAGGAAAGGAUGGCGAUUGUCUUUGGAACUCGACUAGCUGGGCCUGGUCGAUCCUCACGCUAUAACUCGGGGUCAAAUGCUGCAUGGAAGACUGUGAACGGGGUGCCAAUUCCGCCGAGGCCCGAAGAGCCGGACAACUGCUGCAUGAGCGGAUGUGUACACUGUGUGUGGGACGAUUAUCGAGAUGAAAUGGAAGAAUGGGCUGCAUUGCUGGCGCAGGCCAAGGCUAAAGGCGGCACGUCAAAAUCACCAAAGGUUGUUCCGACCGCUAUUCCCAAAACACCAGUCGAUGCGAUGGCCAGUACGAGCAUGGAUGAUGACGGGGGCGGCAGCGAAACGAACUGGUCGAUGCCUGGGCCUGGAGAUGAUUUGUUUGCGGAUAUUCCUGUCGGUAUCCGGGAGUUCAUGAAGACGGAAAAGAGGCUGAAGCAGAUUCAUCGGGAAGAGAGCAAUGUUUGA
Aspergillus mulundensis is the source of this 783-nucleotide messenger RNA. Its product is annotated as oxidoreductase-like domain-containing protein. The transcript has a single exon. Lineage: Eukaryota; Fungi; Ascomycota; Eurotiomycetes; Eurotiales; Aspergillaceae. The record is from RefSeq and is a predicted model, not a curated record. Bases 1 to 783 code for a protein of 260 amino acids. Gene Ontology annotation, cellular component: mitochondrion.